Molecule: messenger RNA, 102 nt
Organism: Lodderomyces orthopsilosis Co 90-125
Lineage: Eukaryota; Fungi; Ascomycota; Pichiomycetes; Serinales; Debaryomycetaceae
Exons: 1
Coding region: 1-102 (33 amino acids)
Source: RefSeq, a predicted model, not a curated record
AUGAGUUCUAAAGCUACUUGUUCUUGCUGCUCCAAUACUUGCUCCUGUGAAAAUACCUGCAAAUGUGAAAGUACUGACAAAUGUACUUGUCAACCAAAGUAA